AAAUUUGCUCAGUCUCAGUAAGUGUUUCAAGCACGUUGAAUCAAGUUUUACAGAAGCUUAAAAACAAAAGAAUAAUAAAAACAUGAAGUUAUUUGUGAUCUUGGCAUUAUUUGUUGCCAUUGCAUACGCAGUUCCCGUUGAAGAAGUCGAUCAACAACCAGAAGCUGAAUCACCUUUAACCAUUGUCACUUUAGAAGCUGAUGAUACUUCUAAUAAUCAGAAUAGUGAUGUAGUGCGUCAAAAGAGACAGUUCGGACUUCUCGGAUUAGGAGGAUUUGGCGGAUAUGGAGGAUAUGGAGGAUAUGGUAUGAAAAUAAACUGUAUUGAAAUCUCAAAUUUUCCAUCUCCAUGACCCUAAAAAGAUACUAGAUCCACUUCUUCCUAAAAAUCAAUUCCCAACCCUCUUUAACCCUGAAAUAAUUUAUCUGCGGAGCUCAUUUUCUUGAUGAUAAGAUCAUUCUUUAAAGUUCUGUAUAUGUGAGGAAUUGAAGAAUCUUUACAUGUAGCUUGAUUGUCUUAACACAAAUUAUUACAUUCUUUAUUUUUUUUUCCUUUUUUGCUGAUGCAUCUUGUAGGUGGAUAUAACAGAUAUCCAGGUGGAUAUGGAGGAUAUGGACACGGAGGAUAUGGAGGAUAUGGACAUGGAGGAUAUGGAGGACAUCAUCAUCAUCAUGGGCAUCAUCAUCAUCAUAGAGGGCACGGAGGACAUUAUGGAAAAUAAUGAAUUUAAAAUAAAACACGUGGUAAACACGUGACAUACAUGUGCUUCUCUAAAAUAGCUAAAUUAUUGUUCAUAAACAAAUUUCCAUCCACUCCCAUUCAUUUUAAUGCUCAAUAAAAAAUGUUGAUAUUUAUUUUAUUUAUUAUAA
Messenger RNA from Chironomus riparius, 869 nucleotides. NCBI's taxonomy places the organism in Eukaryota, Metazoa, Arthropoda, Insecta, Diptera, Chironomidae. The record is from the annotation of a GenBank genome assembly.